AUGUAUCUUCCUGCCUCUGAUAUAGUGACUCCCACGCCAGAGCACCGCCCGUAUCUAACUCUCCCCUCUUUCUCAUUUCUAAUAAGACAUACCGGCACUAACCGCCAACUUCUCUUCGAUCUUGGUCUGCGGCCGGACUAUGCUACACUUCCACCUGCUGUCCAGGAUUUCCUCACAAAGUCAGGAUGGAAACUGGCGGUUGAGAAGAAUGUCUCUGAAAUCCUACAGGAGAAUAACGUCUUGCUUGAUGGCAUUGAAGGCAUCAUAUUCAGUCACCACCACUUCGAUCACCUCGGAGAUAUCACUCAAUUUCCUAGGUCAACGAAGAUCAUAGUUGGACAAGGAUUUCAGAAAGCCUAUUUGCCUGGAUGGCCGGAGAUUCCCAACUCCUCUUUGAUAGAAGAAGACUGGAAAGACCGCACCGUCGAUGAACUUGAUUUCAACUCCCACUCAACUAUAGAAAUCGGAGCCUUCAAAGCGAUUGAUUACUUUGGAGAUGGCAGUCUUUACCUCCUCGACGCCCCAGGCCACACAAUAGGCCAUAUUGCCGCCCUGGCGCGUGUCACGUCCGGCGUCAUGUCAGGCUCCGAAGACUCUGGCGAAGAUACUUUCGUUCUUAUGGGGGGCGAUAUCUGCCACUACCCUGGCGUCCUUCGACCGACUGAAUGGCGCCCUCUGUUGCAAGAGUACCACCCGAGUCCCUUGCCUGAGCUCUACGCGCAGGCAUGUCCCGGAUCAAUCUUCCAACGCUUACACCCCCGAAAAAGUUGCAAUGAGCCGUUCUACCAGAUGCCGGAACAGUGCAUGGUUGACAAGCAUGCAGCGCGAGAUUCGAUCCGCAAGCUGGGAAUGCUGGACGCGAGUGGUAAUAUCCUAGUUGUCCUUGCGCACGAUGAGUCAAUCAUUGGAAUUGCAGAUAUGUUCCCAGCAAUAAUCAACAACUGGAAGGAGAAGAACUACGGGGAGAGGGUCCGAUGGAGGUUUCUGAGGGAUUUUCGGGCCUCUCCCGCUCGAUGA
This is a messenger RNA of Aspergillus lentulus, 1017 nucleotides long. RefSeq names its product MBL fold metallo-hydrolase. The record is from RefSeq and is a predicted model, not a curated record. NCBI's taxonomy places the organism in Eukaryota, Fungi, Ascomycota, Eurotiomycetes, Eurotiales, Aspergillaceae.